AUGUUUGAUCGUCCGCCCUUCCGAGUAGGCUUAAUGGGUGGCCUGUCAGCAGAUACCCACGUCAAGCGAGCAGCGUGUGAUCUUGCCAGCGGUGCAUUGUACAGCUUUCCCAAUGCCAGCUCUGUCGUCGAUGCCAGUCAACCCGUCACAUUCAAAUGGAACACUGCCUGCCCAAUGGACACGGAUGUCGACUUGUAUCUCUACGCCGCGUCCUCUCAGAAUGGUCAGAUCCAAGUUUGGCUAAAUGCUCCUUUUGCCAGCGGCGAAUACACCGCUAUUCUUCGACCCAAGUGGUGGAACGACACCACCACCGCAGAUCUCCAAUUGACCAUCCUGAAUGCGGGCACACAACCUUGGGACAGCACCUCGCCUCCUGGACCCAUCUUCAAAGUCACGUACCCAGCUGACAAGAUGUUCACCACCACCACUGUCAACGGUCAAGCUCAGACCAACACGGCUGCAGCAGCUGCGACCCAGAGCAAAGACACUAUCUUCCAAAAUGUCUCCGUAAAUGACGCUGGCAGGAGUGGUAUUUCGAAAGGAGCUAUCGCGGCUGCUGUCAUUGUUCCGCUUCUCUUCCUUGCCGUCAUUGCCGGCGUGGCCGUCUGGUUCUGGCGGAAGAGAGAAGCUGAAAAGCUCAAACGAUGGUCUCAGGCCAUGUCCAGUGCUUCAAACCUCGAGUGGGAGAAAGGUGCUCGACCUGGGGAGACGCGAGGAGCGGUCCUCAGUCGACCCAACACAAACUUUUCAGCUCGACCCAUGUCUCAAUUUUCUGGUCGACCAAACUCUCACGCGACAUCUUCAGUCUAUGCGGUGGAGAAUAAUAUGGCUGGAACUGGAGCUGCUGGCAACUUCCCUCACCCACCUGCGUUUGGUCAAUUCCGUUCGCAGUCUGCUGAAAACCUCUCGAUUCGUUCGUCCAUGGUAUUGCCAGACGGCUCUGUGAGGCAAUCUCGUAUCUCUUUCGCCGAGACGACGCGUGGAGAUCGUCGAUCGAGAUUGUCCGUCGGUGAUAACCUCAGUCGACCAAACAUUGCCGGAAGACUCCCCGCUGGUUCUAGGUCUGCCGACGCGCUUCACACCAUGGGACAUCAACGAAACGCUUCAUAUGCUACUGGAAGUGCUAUCGCCGAUGAGGACGACAUCAACGUUUCACCCUCCCAACUCCAAGGCCCCGAUGCAUUUGCCGACGCGCAAAUGCGACGAGCAGCCAAUGGCCAGCGAAUCGGACGUAAGAGUAUUCUCGGUGGCUCUAGGCGAAACAGUACAACUAGUACGAUCGACGCGGCGGAUCUGAAAUACGCAGACAGCGCAAGAGGAUCAGUUGAUGAGCUUCGUGAGAUGGAAGCUUCGGUCCUCGCUCGACGAUCGCAAAUCUCUUUAACCUCUAGAUCUUCACCGGCUCCUGGAUCUGCUGGUCCUACGCAUCAAUAUUACGAUACCAACCAGAUGGAAUCUCUUUCAGCUGAACCCUCGCCCGUCCACCCCCUCAGUCCGUCUGGACAAGCGGGACCCGGAGGAUCCUCGACCGUUCAAUAUGGUCCUGAUCAGAUGUUGGCAGUCUACGCUCAACGUAAAGCUGGAACUCCCAUGGCUUCUGCCCCUGCUCCUGGCGACAUGAGGUCAUUUGUUCAUCUGAACAACGGGACAAUGUCUUCGAACGCAGUCAAUGCCUUGCCUCAUCCUGGACCAAAGUACAACAACUUGGCCGUCCCGCCAAACGGCAAAGGUCAAACGAGGAACAGUGAUGGCAGCGCGUACUCUGAAGAUGCGGUCGGCGAGGCGAGAUAA
Molecule: messenger RNA, 1791 nt
Organism: Kockovaella imperatae
Lineage: Eukaryota; Fungi; Basidiomycota; Tremellomycetes; Tremellales; Cuniculitremaceae
Exons: 3
Coding region: 1-1791 (596 amino acids)
Source: RefSeq, a predicted model, not a curated record